AUGAACCAAGACAAGACGAUCACCACAUCCACCUUAAAUGCAUCUGCCGCUCUCUCCAACGCAAACCGCGUGCUCGCACCGAGCAAAGCAUUCCCCGGAACUAGUUUAGGCGCCCUCACCACGCCACUCCGCGGUUUCGGCCCGACCACCCUAUUCGCAGGCAAGGUUGAACAAGGCCGUUGCAGAGGGGAUAUGAUGUCAAAGAGUCGACAAACCGCAAGCUACCGAAUGAAAGAAAUGUGCCUGAUUAAGUCGCCAAGCAGCGAAAAUCAGAGGAGGUGGAACCGCAGAAGGUGGAAAAGUGAGAAAGUUUGA
This is a messenger RNA of Penicillium concentricum, 315 nucleotides long. RefSeq lists its product as uncharacterized. Bases 1 to 315 code for a protein of 104 amino acids. Lineage: Eukaryota; Fungi; Ascomycota; Eurotiomycetes; Eurotiales; Aspergillaceae. The record is from RefSeq and is a predicted model, not a curated record. The transcript has a single exon.